This is a messenger RNA of Mucor velutinosus, 1800 nucleotides long. RefSeq lists its product as uncharacterized. The transcript has a single exon. The record is from RefSeq and is a predicted model, not a curated record. NCBI's taxonomy places the organism in Eukaryota, Fungi, Mucoromycota, Mucoromycetes, Mucorales, Mucoraceae. The coding region runs from base 1 to 1800 and encodes 599 amino acids.
AUGACAGUGGCGAGCAGACUCAUAAACAAAGUACAGACUGGGUUCAUGCAAGAUAGAUACAUUGGUGACCAAGGAAUGGCUCUGCGAGUGAUGAUGGACAAUGCCAAGACAGCAAAGGGAAAUGACAAAGAUGAAUUUGAAGAAUAUGUGGGAGUCAUGUUGGAUAACAACAAAGCCUACGACCGAGUGCACCCACACUACCUGGCUCAGGUACUCCAGAAGUUUGGAUUCCCAAUGGAGUUCAUUAGAUGUAUAGAAAACCUGUUUUUUGACAACGAGAUUUUCAUCAACAUGAAUGGAUUCCUAACCAAACCAGUCAAACAGAAGAGAGGAUUGCGACAAGGAGACUCUAUUUCACCAAUCUUGUUCAACUUUGCAAUAGAUCCCUUCAUACUGUCAAUCACUAACAGUCAAGACAUAUCUGGAUACUCAAUAAACCAACCAAGCCAGCACCACAGAGGACAAUUCAGCUCAACACCCCCACCACCUACAAAGAUCAUGGCCUAUGCGGACGAUAUUCUCAUCUUUGUCAAAUCAAGAACGGAAUACAUGGCAAUGGAGGAAUGCAUCAAGACGUAUGGUAAGGCAUCAAACUCAAAGAUCAACUAUGACAAGUCAUUGGCGUUUCCCCUACAUGGUGGCAGAAUGGAAGGGUAUUUCGGUACAAGACUGAAAACUUACACUCAACAGCGAAUGAAAUGGUUCGACUACAGUAGCCCAGAGUACAUCAAAUACCUAGGGUAUCCAAUAUACUAUACAAAACAACAACGGGAUUGUUUCAUUGCAGACUUAACCGCCAAGAUCAAAGUGCAAGUAGAAUUCCUCAACCCCAGAAAAAUAUCAAUGUACGGUAAAGCCAAUGUCGCUAACACAAUUAUCCUGUCCAAACUGUGGCAUGUCCUCAGGCUGACACCUCUACCGAAAGCAACCAUCAACAAGCUCAACUCUAUCAUAUAUCAAUACAUAGUGGAUGAGAAGAGACUGCAAAUCAAAAAGGAUGUGUACUACCUACCCAAGGACCAAGGAGGGCUAGAUUUGCUACAUGUAGGCGUCCAACAGCAAACCCUGCAAAUGAGGUAUAUCACAGCAUUACUAUACCACGACCAAUUCAAAACAAUCCCGCGGUACCUAUACCAAUUGAUGUCACAUACGCUACAAAUGGAGACGAACCUGCCUCACAUUGAUACCAUACUGAAAUUUAAAAAAGCAAGAAGCUACAAGAACAACCUAAAAGAUGGGGCCAUGAAACUGAUUAUUGAAACAAUGAAUAGUCUUCUUACAAACUGCCGACCAGAUUUUACCGAUACACCCAUCAAUGUCAACGCUUGUUUAACUCUACCACUGACCACCAUCUACAAGGACUGGGAAGACUCGGAAACUGCUGACUACCUCAGGAACCCUACAGCCAAGAGAAGCCUAGUGCAGGAUUUUUUCAAGCCUAAUCACAAUUACACAGCCCUCGAAUACAAGACUAGACAAGAAUGCAAAUCACCGCAGAUACUGUACAAGCUCAAAAGAGACCACAACAAUAACCAGUUACACCUCCAAGAUUUCUUCAGCAAUUUACUUCAUCCAAAAAACUCAAUACCCAACCACCAGGAAGAGGCAACUAGUCUAAUUCAACAUUUUGAGCACAACAGCAACAUCAUUUGGCUCUGCAAGAACAAAAUAAUCAGACAACUGCUACUCAAACAACUGGCUAUACAACUGCCUAUACAACUGCCAAAAGAUCACAACAAAAAUAUCAACCCCAAGCAAUGGAAAGCUUUCUACAGAUCACAUAUGCACCAGUCACCAUGA